CUGUAAGUAUUACUAUACUCUGUGUUGUUGACUCUACGUAAAUAUACGAAAGUUAUUUUAUUCAAUUCAAAAGAACAGUCGAUAUUGCAUUCCAAAUAAUAAAUACCAUAUAUAACUUUUAUAAUAGUUUUGAUUUUUACCUAAAAUGCUGUCUUCCUUAAUAAAAGAACACCAAACUAAACAAGCAGCUAAGAGAAUAGUGCAAGAGCAAAAACGCAAGGAAUGUAUCGCAGCUGCAAACGAUUUAACUCAAGCACUUGUCGACCACUUGAAUGUAGGAGUAGCACAAGCCUAUUUGAAUCAAAAGAAACUAGACGCUGAAGCAAAAUUAUUGCAUCAAGGUGCUAUUAACUUUGCUAAACAGACACAACAAUGGCUAGCAUUAGUUGAAAAUUUCAGCAGUGCCCUAAAAGAAAUAGGUGAUGUUGAGAAUUGGGCUCGGAGCAUUGAAAAUGAUAUGAAAAUAAUUACUGACACAUUGGAAAGAGCUUAUCAAACGACCCAAGAGAAACCAAGCUCUAGUCAAUAAUCAUAUCAAAUUAAAAUUACGUAAAUAUUAUCAGAAAAUAAAUAAUAUUUUUAAGUUAGUAAAUAUUAUACUUUUUUGCUUAUAUCAGUUUUUUCACUAGUAAUAAAAAGUUACUUUCUUACAUAGCAAUGUCAAGUAUUUUUAUAACUCAUAUGAAUUAAUAAAUUACAUAAUAACGAUAAUCAUUCAGGCAAUAUAGAAUUUAUUUAUUAUUUAAAAUGCUUUUAAUGUUUAGUUUCUAUCCAACUAUAAAUUAGAAUAAAUAGUUAACAAGGA
This is a messenger RNA of Melitaea cinxia (Glanville fritillary), 805 nucleotides long. It is a transcript of the gene Blos1, whose product is annotated as biogenesis of lysosome-related organelles complex 1 subunit 1. Lineage: Eukaryota; Metazoa; Arthropoda; Insecta; Lepidoptera; Nymphalidae. The record is from RefSeq and is a predicted model, not a curated record. Gene Ontology annotation, biological process: endosomal transport. Bases 146 to 529 code for a protein of 127 amino acids. The transcript is spliced from 3 exons. Gene Ontology annotation, cellular component: BLOC-1 complex.